AUGGACUCCGCAACGGCUACAGCCGCCGGCGCCGUCGCCGCGACUCCAUCCAAUGGGCGCAAACAUCACAAGCCUAGCUCCUCACUGGGGUCUCUGUACGAGGCGCUGGCCGAUCUGGACGAGAAUCAACUGGAAUAUCUCCUGCAGGAGAUGAAUCAUACUGGCGAAUCGAAUGUUCCAGUAUCCCAGGCAGUGUCGGCAUUCGACUCGCAGAGCCCGUCCGAGUCUCUGAACACCGUAAGAAUGAGCAUGCUACCACCCAUGCCAGCACCUGAACCAGGCCUCCAAAGGCAGCUUUCCAAGUCGCAACAGGGCAAGCUUCGUUUGCAAACAGCUUUCCAGAGGACGCCUUCGCUACGACAGAGGCAGCAGCCGGAAACCCGCAUGUCUCGUCAACUAUCCAACAGCAAGCCUGCCCAAGAUACUGCAAUAGAGGUCUCGAAACGCGGAUCAGUCCGGAGACCACCUGAACGACAAUCCAGCCCUCUUAGCCCUUUAUCUCAAAAACCUGGUAUCAUCGCAAAUCCCACACCAGAGCCUGAAAUCCAGCUGCCGAAACGGGGGAGCGUCGCCAGCACCGUGAGAUCCAGAGCCCCAACCACCAGCCGGAACCCAUCGGCAGCCUACAAGCGUAUCCCACGGCCCGACUUCAGUCUCCCGGAUGGCAUCACAAUCCCGGACCUUCUCCAGCUCCUCGAAGUCGAAUUCCUAUCGUCAAGCGCACAAGACGUCCCUUCGCCCAUUUCCCUUUCCUCUCCUGCAUCCGCAAUAGUUGGACACCGCUCUUCGUCCCCCUUUCUGUCACCGUCUCCAUCCACCUCCAUGUCCCACUCGCCGGUGUCACCAGGAGGCCGCACUUUGCGCAAGCACUCCUCGAGGCUGGACAUGGCGCUCGCGGCAGAAAGAGACGCUUCUGGCAUCGAGGAGAUUGGCCUGGGGAUGCUCGAGCCAAGGGGUCGGGCGACAUCUUCCGCGGGAAUAUCCGCUCCCAUAACGCCGACGGAACCUUUUUCGAGGGGUUUUGGGGGCGACACUCCAUCGCCGGUUGUGUUGGAGGGGAUUUUUGAUGUGCUGGAGAAUCGGUAG
This is a messenger RNA of Didymosphaeria variabile, 1086 nucleotides long. RefSeq lists its product as uncharacterized. The record is from RefSeq and is a predicted model, not a curated record. The transcript has a single exon. Bases 1 to 1086 code for a protein of 361 amino acids. NCBI's taxonomy places the organism in Eukaryota, Fungi, Ascomycota, Dothideomycetes, Pleosporales, Didymosphaeriaceae.